AUGAUCCGCCGCCUGAACACUACUCUCGCCCUCUCUUUCAUUUUUCUCCUCAUUUCCUUACUUUUAUACCAUUUUCUCUUCCCCCACCAGCCACUCCCUCCCAACAAUCACAUAAUCCGAUUUUCCGAAUACAAGAAAGCCCAGUAUCUGAGGGCCUAUCUGGAGAGCAAUGUGAAAUCAAACGGCUGGUCGUGGGUUGACAGGCACAACCCCGCGAUGAAGUUCCCAACGGACUUUGCCCUUGUGACGAUCCAGGAAUCCCUAAAGGACUCCCUGAUUGAGGAAUUUCGGAAACUGGAGCUGGUAAAAGAUGUUUCCUUGGAUUUGAGCUAUCAAAGGGGCUUUCUCCAGGAGAAUGGUGGGCAGAAGAGGCCCGGCAAGAUAUUCACUCGCAUGUCAUUCAGUGAAGGGGAGACGAAUGCUAGCGGUGCGAGGGUUGGCUGGAGGAGCCUGAUGAUGCAGAAAUCACAAGUUACCUCCUUGUUUGGAGCAGAUGCUCUCUGGUCGAAAGGGUAUACUGGUGCAAAAGUAAAAAUGGCUAUUUUUGAUACUGGGAUCCGCACAAAUCAUCCACACUUUCGUAAUAUCAAGGAACGCACUAAUUGGACCAAUGAAGAUACGUUAAACGACAAUCUUGGACAUGGAACAUUUGUGGCUGGUGUUAUUGCUGGUCAAGAUGCAGAGUGUCUUGGCUUUGCUCCAGACACUGAGAUCUACGCUUUUCGGGUAUUCACUGAUGCUCAGGUUUCAUACACUUCAUGGUUUCUUGACGCAUUCAAUUACGCUAUUGCAACCAAGAUGGACGUGCUGAAUUUGAGUAUUGGUGGGCCUGAUUAUCUGGAUCUCCCAUUUGUUGAGAAGGUUUGGGAAAUUACUGCAAAUAAUAUUAUCAUGGUAUCAGCAAUCGGAAAUGAUGGACCACUUUAUGGAACUUUGAACAACCCUGCAGAUCAAAGUGAUGUUAUUGGUGUCGGCGGAAUCGAUUAUAGUGAUCACAUAGCAUCGUUUUCAUCACGAGGCAUGAGUACUUGGGAGCUUCCUCACGGGUAUGGUCGUGUGAAGCCUGAUGUUGUUGCGUAUGGCCGAGAAAUAAUGGGUUCCAAGAUUAGUACGGGCUGUAAAAGCUUGUCAGGCACCAGUGUCGCAAGUCCUGUGGUUGCUGGAAUAGUUUGCCUUCUUGUUAGCGUCAUUCCUGAAAAUAAGAGAAAAGAAGUUCUCAAUCCAGGAAGUAUGAAACAAGCACUAGUUGAAGGUGCUUCAAAACUUCUUGGUCCUAACAUGUACGAACAGGGGGCUGGCAGGGUUGAUCUACUGGAGUCUUACGAAAUUUUGAAGAGCUAUGAACCUCGGGCAAGCAUAUUUCCCAGUGUCCUUGAUUAUAUGGAUUGCCCCUAUUCCUGGCCUUUCUGCCGUCAACCUUUGUAUGCAGGGGCCAUGCCUGUCAUCUUUAAUGUCACCAUUUUGAAUGGUAUGGGCGUACUUGGUUAUGUUGAAAAGCCUCCAAUAUGGCUCCCCUUCAGUGAGGAAGGCAAUCUCCUAAGCAUUCAUUUCACCUACUCAGACGUUAUUUGGCCAUGGACGGGUUAUUUGGCACUUCACAUGCAAAUCAAAGAGGAAGGGGUGCAUUUUUCUGGUGAAAUAGAAGGCAACAUAACUGUCAAUGUUUAUAGCCCCCCAGCUCAGGGCGAGACAAAUCCUCGAAGAAGUAGCUGUGUCCUUCGCCUGAAAUUAAAAAUCGUUCCUACCCCUGAAAGAUCACUGAGGGUCUUGUGGGACCAAUUUCACAGUAUAAAGUACCCACCGGGUUACAUCCCUAGAGAUUCAUUGGAUGUUAGGAAUGACAUCCUAGACUGGCAUGGAGACCACUUGCACACAAAUUUCCAUAUCAUGUAUAACAUGUUAAGGGAUGCAGGAUAUUAUGUGGAAACUCUGGGUUCUCCUUUUACUUGUUUUGAUGCAAAGCAAUACGGGACACUUCUGCUGGUAGAUCUUGAAGACGAGUACUUUGCUGAAGAAAUUGAAAAAUUGAAAGAUGAUGUCAUUAACAAUGGGCUAGGUCUUGCAGUCUUUGCUGAUUGGUACAAUGUGGACUCAAUGAUGAAAAUGAAGUUCUUUGAUGACAAUACCAGAAGCUGGUGGACCCCCGUCACUGGGGGUGCAAAUGUACCUGCUCUUAAUAAUCUUUUAGAGCCCUUUGGAAUUGCUUUCGGUGACAAAGUUCUGAAUGGUGAUUUUGUUAUUAAUGGGGAGCAGAGUCGGUACGCGUCUGGAACUGAUAUUAUAAAGUUCCCUGAAGGUGGAUACGUGCACAGAUUCCCUUUCCUGGAUAGCUCUGAGAGUGGUGCUACUCAAAAUGUCCUGUUAUCUGGUAUGAGUAAGGCAGAUUCCCCAAUUCUCGGACUUUUGGAGGUUGGAAGUGGUAGAAUAUCCGUAUAUGGAGAUUCCAAUUGCCUGGACAGCAGCCAUAUGGUCACGAACUGUUAUUGGCUCCUGAAAAAGAUUUUAGAUUUUACCUCGAGAAGUAUUAGAGACCCUGUGCUUUUCCUGGACUCGAGCAGACUGGAUAAAACACUGCACCAAGACAACAACCAGCUACCAUCCCGCAGAGCAGAUGUAAAUUUCUCAACUUACUCUGCUGUUGUCGGUAAGAAAUUGAUAUGUGGGCGUGACUCAAGGUUCGAAGUAUGGGGGAAAAACGGCUACGAUUUGAAUGUCAGGACUAGAAAUCGUAGACUGCCUGGCUAUGCCGACUUUGAUGUGGGCCGCGCACUAAAUUCUACACUAGGGAAGAUUCCGGUUAAGAAAAUCAUUUCCGUUGGAAACAACGAUGACCGUUAUUUAGGGAAGAAAAAGUAUCUGGGCUACUUGUAUGGAGAUGAACUUGAUUUCCCGGAAUUAGUUGCGAGCCACUGGCUUAUGCCUGCUAUUGUUGCAGUAUCUGGGCUUAUUCUCCUAUGGAGUUUGUGUAAAAUUAGGCAGAAGCGUAGGAGGAGAAGAAAAGGAUCUUCUGCUUUCACCCGUGCUUCUGCGAGCCCUUAA
This is a messenger RNA of Striga hermonthica, 3039 nucleotides long. The record is from the annotation of a GenBank genome assembly. Lineage: Eukaryota; Viridiplantae; Streptophyta; Magnoliopsida; Lamiales; Orobanchaceae.